AUGACCUAUUGGAAUGGAACUAUUCUGGGUCCUCCUCAUAGUACCCAUGAGAACCGUAUCUACAGUCUCAGUCUGGAGGCUGGUCCCGAGUACCCAGAGAAACCUCCACUUGUCAAGUUCCUUUCUAAAGUCAAUGCUCCAUACAUUGACCAAGAAACUGGUGUAGUCAGACCAGACUUGGUUCCAUGUCUUGCUAAAUGGAAGAGAUCAAACACUAUGGAGACGGUUCUUAUCGAACUCCGUAGAGAGCUGGCUUCCCCUACAAAUAGAAAGCUCCCUCAACCUCCUGAGGGUUCCACCUUCUAA
Sugiyamaella lignohabitans is the source of this 306-nucleotide messenger RNA. It is a transcript of the gene MMS2, whose product is annotated as E2 ubiquitin-conjugating protein MMS2. The transcript has a single exon. The record is from RefSeq and is a predicted model, not a curated record. The coding region runs from base 1 to 306 and encodes 101 amino acids. Gene Ontology annotation, biological process: protein K63-linked ubiquitination; DNA damage tolerance. Lineage: Eukaryota; Fungi; Ascomycota; Dipodascomycetes; Dipodascales; Trichomonascaceae. Gene Ontology annotation, cellular component: nucleus.